AUGCCAGUCCUCCCUGCUCUCGAAGGCUCAACCUUCAAUGAAGAUAUCCGAGAUCGCCACCUUCUUUACGACUACGCUGCCCAAGAUGCACAGGGCAAUCCCGAGAAAUGGCGAUACGAGAUGUGGUUCUACAACGAAGACCGUAUUGUCUACGCCAUCCAUGGUGGCCCUAUGGCAGGCCGAAAGAACUUCCAGGCGGCAACUUACCAAUGCAUUCGCCCUGGGGAGCUAUGGCAGUGCAACUGGCUGGAGGAGACCGGCACCAUCUGUUCACUGGUGUUCGACAUUCCCAAUAAACGCAUCACCACUCUUCUUGGGUUUUCGAAGGGACACUGGACCGAAAGCGAGGCAGCCCAUGGCGAUAAGCGCAACCCUGAGGAUCUCGCAAGGUGGAGGGAUUUAGCUAAGAUUGGCGAGUCUCAGGCGGAUCGGGUGCUUUUGAGCGAGCAAGCUGAUAUUUUGGAGGAUUUCAGAGGCGCAGGGGAUUUGUCACCGAUUGAAAUGCACUGGCCUUGUCUGUGA
Penicillium pulvis is the source of this 522-nucleotide messenger RNA. RefSeq lists its product as uncharacterized. Gene Ontology annotation, molecular function: carboxy-lyase activity. The transcript has a single exon. The coding region runs from base 1 to 522 and encodes 173 amino acids. NCBI's taxonomy places the organism in Eukaryota, Fungi, Ascomycota, Eurotiomycetes, Eurotiales, Aspergillaceae. The record is from RefSeq and is a predicted model, not a curated record.